Messenger RNA from Acipenser ruthenus (sterlet), 1176 nucleotides. Its product is annotated as transmembrane protein 60-like. The transcript is spliced from 2 exons. NCBI's taxonomy places the organism in Eukaryota, Metazoa, Chordata, Actinopteri, Acipenseriformes, Acipenseridae. Bases 277 to 681 code for a protein of 134 amino acids. The record is from RefSeq and is a predicted model, not a curated record.
AAAAAAAACCCAUAACCCUCUUUCCUCACCCCCCCUUCUGGAAGAUGUCGGUGUUUGAGGUAACAGGAAGCGGUGUCAGUGAAAAUGUGUUUAGCAAAUCCAUUUCGUAUUAUUUUUAAUCGAAACUAUUGUAGAUUAUUUAUUUGAACAUAAUAGCAGAUGUUUACAACGUCGGUUAUUCGUUGAGUAUCGCUGCAUUGGAUAUACAAUCCGGAUAAACAACGGGUGGCAUCAUUGCUUUUUCUGUGGUAAGAAGAUUUUUCCAAAGUCUUUUAAAUGAGAAUGUCCCUGGCACAGAGGGUGCUGCUGACCUGGCUCUUUACUCUGCUGUUCCUCAUCAUGCUGGUCCUCAAACUGGAUGAGAAGGCCAACUGGAACUGGUUUCUGAUCUUCAUUCCCAUCUGGAUCUUUGACACCAUCCUGCUGGUUAUGCUUAUUGUCAAGAUGGCCGGCCGCUGUAAGUCUGGCUACGACCCUCGCAAUGGAUCACAGAACUUGAAGAAGAAGGUGUGGUACCUGGUGGCUAUGCUCCUCAAACUGGCUUUCUGCCUUACCCUGUGUGCCAAGCUGGAGAGGUUCACAGAUAUGAAGCUGACAUUUGUCUUCUUACCGCUUUGGGCUCUACUCAUAGGGGCUAUGGUGGAGCUGGGAUUAAAUAUAUUUUGUGAUAGAAGAGAGUAGUCUGCAAAUACAGGAAGGUACCAACCCUGUUAAAACAUUUGCUUAUUUACAUUAUCUAUCAGAAAACAUGAAUAAACUGCAGUCUCUCUUGAACCUUUUCAGAGACUGGAUAACACUAAGUCAAUUCAGUAGCAAGGUGCAGGCUACGGUCAUGUAAGAUGUGUUAAAUAUAUUGAUUUUGCAUACUGAUACGUACUGAACAAUAUGAAUGUUUCCAUGCAGAAAGAAGCAUCUGAUGGAGAAUAUAUCUUUUUUUUAAUUGCAUGUCUAAAACUACUUUAUGUUCUUGUAUUUAUCUAAUUUCAAAAACAGUUAACAUGCAAUUGGGAAAGUUAUGAAAGCAUCUGCAUAAAACACAAAUAAACAUGCCUGCAGUACCAUGACCAACAUUUCCAUUUAACUGUAAAGCAAAACAGACAAGCACUGUAUAUAUCUGCCAUUGUGUAUGCCCUACUGUAUAUGUAUUCUGUAAAUAAAGCAUACUUUUGUUGACAA